This is a messenger RNA of Gadus chalcogrammus (walleye pollock), 1701 nucleotides long. Its product is annotated as protein NipSnap homolog 2-like. The transcript is spliced from 10 exons. The coding region runs from base 39 to 899 and encodes 286 amino acids. Gene Ontology annotation, cellular component: mitochondrion. NCBI's taxonomy places the organism in Eukaryota, Metazoa, Chordata, Actinopteri, Gadiformes, Gadidae. The record is from RefSeq and is a predicted model, not a curated record.
UAGCAGAGGGAGCGACUUUCUUCACUUACAGCUGGAAGAUGGCGACCCGAGUCCUUCAGAGAAUAAGCAAUGGCCUAUAUCUGGCCAAUAACAUGGCCAACUCCGCAGGGCAUGCCGUCAUUUUGAGCAGAGGCCUGGCCGUAUCGAGCACCAGAUACAAAGAGGACAGCUGGUUCAAAUCUCUCUUUGUAAGGAAAGUUGAUCCCAGGAAAGAUGCACAUGCAAACCUGCUGACCAAGAAUGAGGAAAGCAACUUGUACAAAAUCCAGUUUCACAAUGUCAAGCCUGAGUGCCUUGAUGCAUACAAUAAAAUAUGUGAGGAGAUCCUGCCAGCCAUCCAUGCUGAUAAGUACUACCCCUGUGAGCUCGUGGGGACUUGGAACACCUGGUAUGGAGAGCAGGAUCAGGCUGUCCACCUGUGGCGCUACAGAGGAGGCUACCCAGCUCUUACAGAAGUGAUGACCAAGCUCAGGGAAAACAAGGAGUUUGUAGAGUACCGCAAGGAGCGGGGUAAGAUGUUGCUGUCUCGUAGGAACCAGCUCCUCCUCGAGUUCAGCUUCUGGAACGAGCCAGUUCCCCGGGAAGGCCCAAACAUCUAUGAGCUCAGGUCCUACCAGCUCAGGCCUGGAACCAUGAUUGAGUGGGGUAAUUACUGGGCCAGAGCCAUCGGCUAUCGCCAGCACAAUAGUGAGGCGGUAGGCGGCUUCUUCUCCCAGAUCGGAAACCUCUACAUGGUGCAUCAUCUUUGGGCUUACAAAGACCUCCAAUCCAGGGAAAACACAAGGAACGCUGCAUGGCAGCACGAAGGCUGGGACGAGGUGGUGUAUUACACAGUUCCUCUUAUUCAGCACAUGGACUCCAGGAUCAUGAUCCCGACUAAGGCGUCCCCGCUGAAGUAAACUGAAGCCGUCUGAAACCCAAUGAGAACUUCCGGAAUGCUUUAUCCGUUAUGAACAUCACUGCCAUCACAGGUUUCAAACUCCUCGCUGUUGCCAAGCAACACAUCCUCCCUUCAAAGUUAGUGGUUUUUGGUUCUUAGGAGGGCCAACUCUUGUUACUUAUUCAAAACAUAGCAUCAAAGACAGAACGCAGAUAAACACCAGAAAUACUACUUUCAUUGUCAGUGAAAUGGCAACCGUGGCCCUAAAGUGUUUUGUCGGAUUAUAUUGUGAGCCAAAAACAGAAAGAAGUACCAUAAAGCUGUCCUUUUGGGUCCUAUUAUUACAACAAAUGAAUCCCCUUUAUAGCGUGAUGAAUGGGAAGUUACCGUUGUAAGUUAUGAAAAAGCUACGUACACUCAUUUUAUAAUGCAGUGGCUAUUUAUUAUGUUAUGUAAAUAUUAACAUUGCAUAAUGUAUGUACAUUGCGAAGUGGCACAUAUACUAACAUGGCAAUCAUCAGUGUAUAUUAAACAUUAAAUUCUCCAUUGUAUAUUCCUUUGAGCAUACAGAUUUAGGUCAAAUCAUUUUAAUUGCAGCAUGUUGCGAUAGGCACUGAAUAUGUAUCUGGCUUUUCUUAUCAGUAAAAAAAAAAACAAGCUUUGAUUUCAUUUGGUGAAAAAGGAUUUAUUUAUUUUUCACUUUGUCAAGAUUGCAUGUUACGUUUGAAAAAUGUGUUAUUGGUUAUAACAUGCUUAAAGCAUGGCGAUAAAACGGUUUUAAGUUUUGUGUCACCUACUGAAUAAACAUGGAAAAAAAGUGU